Scedosporium apiospermum is the source of this 1272-nucleotide messenger RNA. Its product is annotated as TFIIE alpha subunit. Gene Ontology annotation, biological process: transcription initiation at RNA polymerase II promoter; transcription open complex formation at RNA polymerase II promoter. Bases 1 to 1272 code for a protein of 423 amino acids. The transcript has 2 exons. The record is from RefSeq and is a predicted model, not a curated record. Lineage: Eukaryota; Fungi; Ascomycota; Sordariomycetes; Microascales; Microascaceae. Gene Ontology annotation, cellular component: transcription factor TFIIE complex.
AUGGAUCUAGCCCAAACUCUUCUUAAAAUGGUAAUGCGAGCCUUUUAUGACACAAGGCAGAUUAUUGCUGUGGAUGCUGUCAUCACUCAUUCAUGCUUGCGAGAUGAUGAACUUGCAUACUUGGCAUCGCUUAACACCAAGGAUCUCCACAAACUUGUUGCCAAGUUAAAGGAGGAGCGCCUCGUCCACCAGUUCAACCGACCGGAGAUGCGGGAAGGUCAGGUUCGGCCGGUUACGAGAAUAUACUAUUACAUUGACUACCGGCAGACGAUCGACGCGAUAAAAUGGAGGGUUUACAAUAUCACAAAGGAUAUCCAAGGAACCACGGUGCCCGCCAGCGAAAAGAAGGAGUAUUUUUGCAGCCGCUGCGGGUCGGAAUGGACGCAAAUGGAGGUUCUUGACAACUUUGGCCCCGAAGGCUUCAUCUGCCAUCGUUGCGGUAAUCCUCUUACUCACGAUCUUGAUCGGAACUCGGCGGGCCACGAACAGUCUACGAGGCUAAAUAAUCAGUUCAAGUUCGUCACCGACCUUCUACAACAAAUAGACCAGGUUCAUAUUCCAGAUAAUACUUUCGAAGUCGCGCUCGGCAACGCACGUCCGGUCAUAAGAGACUCCAACCACCCCGGUAUCAAAUCUAUACCGGUGGAUGCCGCUGGGAAUCGCCCCACGGCCGUCAAGGGCCUGGCAAACACGGGCCCGAAGUCGAUGGCUGUCAGCAUCUCCGCCGCCGACGGUCUCACGGAGGCAGAAAAGGCAGCGGAGAUUGAGCGACGGGAGAAGAUUGCGCAGCAAAACGCGCUGCCCGCCUGGAUGUCGAACAGUACCAUCACUGGAGAGUCUUUCUCGGGAGCGCCUACUCCAACCUUGCUGGCCAAGAGAGAGGAUGCUGAUGUCAAGACAGCUCUUCCAACGGUUCCUGCCUACGAAAGGGACCACAAGGACAUCGACGAUGUCUUUGCCAGACUCAAGGCGGAACAGGAGCAGAAAGAGCUGGAAGAGGAGGAAUACGGCUCUGAUGACGAAGAUGAAGAGGAUGAGGAUGAAGACGAAGAUUUUGAAGACGUGAUGGGUACCGGUGCUAAUUCGGCGGCCGGUACACCGUCGGUUAUCGGUAUCGGGGCUUCGCAUGUAGUUCAGGUACCAGGAGGCGGAGGCGGAGGCGGAGACUUGGAUGCAGAGAGGCCAGCAAAGAAGGUGAAAGUUGAAUCGCCCGCCCAAGCAAAUGGGGAGGAAGAGGAGAGCGAUGAGGACCUGGAAUUCGAGGAUGUCUGA